This is a messenger RNA of Vollenhovia emeryi, 2532 nucleotides long. RefSeq names its product sodium/potassium/calcium exchanger 3-like. Gene Ontology annotation, cellular component: membrane. Gene Ontology annotation, biological process: calcium ion transmembrane transport; intracellular calcium ion homeostasis. The transcript has 6 exons. Gene Ontology annotation, molecular function: calcium, potassium:sodium antiporter activity; calcium channel activity. Bases 199 to 1791 code for a protein of 530 amino acids. The record is from RefSeq and is a predicted model, not a curated record. Lineage: Eukaryota; Metazoa; Arthropoda; Insecta; Hymenoptera; Formicidae.
CCGAGAGAGGAAGGAGUGAGGGACUCCUGAUCGACGGAAUUCAUCAUAAAUGCCGUUUACCGUGGCACGGACGGCAGUUUACCGUAUUUUCGGGUCCGGAGCGGCCGCGCGUCGCACCGACGACUCGCAGCCUCGACCAAGACCACGUGAUCGGGGAGCGCGGCUCGACGAGUCCGCGCCGACACUCCACGCGCGAGGAUGAGCAUCGGUGCCGCGCCGGCGAUACUCGUCGCUCUCGCGCUCGCGCUCGCCGACGGUGCCGCGGCUCCGGGACACGCGCGACUAUACGUCAACGACGAGAAUCUACCCGCGUCCUUGAGCCUCGAGGGAAUCCCGGAGGAUGAUUCGGUUUCGUACGGCGUCCCCGACUGGAUCGACGCCCUGUCCGCGGGCCAGGACGAGGGGAAUUGCUCGGAUCGUUCGGUCAAGGAGUUUCCGGAGAUAUUCUCGUACGCGCAGCGUCGCCAGGGCGUGGUGGUGAUCCACGUGCUCUUCGGCUUCUACUGCUUCAUCCUGACGGCGUUCGUCUGCAACGACUACCUGCUGCCGGCGCUCGACAUCAUUUGCACGCGGCUCAACAUCAGCACCGACGUCGCCGGGGCGACCUUCCUCGCCACCGCGAGCUGCUUCCCCGAGCUGUUUGUCAACGUCAUCGGCACGUUUCUUACAGAGUCGGACCUCGGUGUCGGCACCGUGAUGGGCGGCGCGGUCUUCAACACCUUCGCGACACCGGCAUGCGGCGCGUUAUCGGCGUUGCACGCAAUACCGUUAGAAUGGCGAAUAUUAACUCGGGACUGCGUGAUUUACGUGAUAUCGGUCGUCGUUUUGGUGAUCGUAAUGUGGGACGGCAUAAUCAAAUUGUACGAAGCGAUCAUCCUCAUGGCACUGUUCGUCAGUUAUUUGACAAUACUAUUUUCCAGCAAGUGUAUUGUGCGUUGGCACAACAAGCUCGCGCACACUUGCAAAGCUCGCAGUACCGACAUUACCGAGGACGAAACUCCCAAAUGCAAUGGGGAAUCAAUGCCUGAUGGACUGUACAGGCCGUACUUCCACGGCGAGCUCGUAGCCGAGUACAGAAAAAGCAUCGCGAACCGAAAGCCGCCCACUAAUGGUAGUAUAGAGGCGCAGAAUCGUGUACAACAGAUAGAGGAGUACGUGGAACCAGAUACCCCAUUUGUAUGGCCGCCCGGCGGUUGCCUAGCCGAUCUCUGGUUCUGCUUCGUUUGGCCGCUGAAACUGAUACUGUACGUCACGAUACCGGACAGCAGGUACAAACGGUGGAAAAACUGGUACCUGGUAACGUUUGUCAUGUGCGUCAUAUGGAUCGCGAUAUCCUCCUACCUGACGUCGUGGAUGACGACCGUCAUUGGUGACACCAUUGGGAUCCCGGAUUCUGUUAUGGGUAUCACGUUCCAAGCCGCUGGCGGUAAUAUGCCAGAACUGGUCUCGAUCGUGAUACUUUCCAGACAAGGUAACGGAGACAUGGCCAUGAGCAACACAUUAGGCGCGAACACGCUCGAUAUUCUGCUAUGCCUCGGUCUACCGUGGAUGAUCAAGAUCCUCAUAGACCAGAAAGACAUCACGAUUGUCUCGGGUGCCCUGCGCUACAGUGUGCUCUCGAUCAUCGCGUGCGUGAUCGCCUUUUAUGCGGUCACCGCGCUCUGCAAGUACCGCUUGACCAAGAAAGUGGGUGUCAUUUGCCUGAUAUUAUACGCGAUAUUCUUGGUUUUCGCGUUGCUAUUCGAACUGAACGUUUUCUUCCCGGUGAACUUACCUAUGUGUCCUCCUUAAACUCGCCGCGGUUUCCGCCCUGUAAAUAAUAGUCGAUUUUUUCAACACGGGGAAGAUGAGAUUAAGCGAGAGCUGCUUUCGUCAGCUUUCAAGGAAGCCCUCGCGAAAAAGGAACGGAGCGAUUUACUAGAAAAUUACUGCACUGACAAAAAGAAUUGCCGAUGUUACUAAAGAUUUCGUUUAGUUAACAGUAAUAUUUCUUCAAUUCAAGUAUAUGUGUUUUUCAAUUAAACAUACAUAAUUUAUUCAAAUAUAUGUAUUUUUAAUUAACAAAUGUUUACGCGAAUUAUCAAACAUUUGUUUGACAGCCCGUGACUGCAGCAUAUAGUUGAAUCGAGAAAUAUUUAGAUUUUUUUCCCUCAGUGUGUACAUCAGUAAUGGAAUCGUUCGAAAUUACUGAUGUGGAGUAACUGCCUAGUAAUUAUUCCGUUGCUUUUCCGUAAGGGUGUGCUCGGGAGACCAACGCAAUAAUAGAAGUUCCUACAGACAUCAGAUCGGCACGUGCCCAUUGUUGUUAUUCGCAAUCAUUGUCCGCUUUUUGCGGAGUUGCGAAGUGCUUAUCAUCCAAAUAUAUAUUUACAAUAUAUAUAUGUACCCGUUUUGAUUUUUACAAUUUAUUUAUAUUUUAUUUCUAUUCGAGAGAAAAAGAAACUUUUCGAUAUCAAACUAUCGAUCAAGAUGCCGUUUUGUAUUACAAGAAAGAAAGUUUGUAAUAAAGCUGUUUUAUUAGAGAUAAGAAAA